GGGGAAGGAGGGACGAUUUUCAGCGCCGUCUGUCUCCCCGAAAGUGGUUCCUCUCGUAGAAUAAGAUAGAUUAUGGUGGAAUAUCAUCAGCCACUUCGCACAGGAAGAGCAACAAUUGUCGGUGAGACAUCAAUGACAUCACGAUAUAAACAUCGCGUCUUAUCUUUCUAAAGGAUCUCGUCGAUACUUUCUGUCCGCGUGAAACGGAAGAACCAGAAUAAACUCGCGCGCGAAGGUUAGCGCGAACAGCUGAUGUGUCCGUCUGGGGCGAGUCGCGGUUGACGGAGAUGUCAUUCAGAGUCGGUCAACGUGUCGAGGUGCCCGUGAAGGAGUGUCAAGGCGUGAUAGCCUACAUCGGCCACCCGGCUUUCGCAUCGGGCAAAUGGAUCGGCGUGAUACUCGACGAGCCGAAAGGGAAAAACAACGGGACUGUCAAGGGCCAGACGUACUUCAAGUGCGCAGAAAAUCAUGGCAUGUUUGCACGCCAAACUCAACUUAUUCUGCUGGAUGAGGCUGGUAAUAGGACGGAACCUCUCAGUCCAUCAUCAGCUGGUAGCAAUGCCACAACACCUGAUGACAGUGCUGCUAGAGCGAGGAGUCGUCUAAAUAGCAUUAGCAUGCGUCGAAGGAAUGAGCCUACAGCUGUGCGGAGAAAAACAUCUCCUGCGAAUGUUACUCGUCAGCAAUCUGACAAGCUUUCUGGUUCUCGAUUAUCCUUGGCUGGAAGUAGAACAUUAUUAAGUGCUCCAAGCACAGAAAGUCUAACUGGAUCACAGCAUGAACGUAGAGAUGGCGGCGAGUCAUCAAUUCCAGCACCAACCUCAGCUUCAAAACGUGCCUCAUUUAUUGAGAAGUCCCCUAGCACGAGCUCGCCUCCCGGCAAAAAGCCAAAGGCCCAAGAUGAUCACAAUAAUACAGGUUUUGUAGAAACGUUGAAACCACAAUUCGUACCCGGUCAGGUGAUGGCGGGUUCAGCAGCAGCUGCGACUCUGGUGGAGGAGAAAUUAUCGCACUUGCAACUUGUACAAGAAAAUGAUAACUUGAAAUCACAGGUACGCGAUCUUACUGAGAAAGUAGAAACACUACGUGUAAAACGAAUGCAAGACAAGGAAAAAAUGAAAGAUUUCGAAAAAACGAAACUUCAAGUCGAGCAGCUUCUUGAAUUCAAAGCUAAAGUCAUGGAAAGUCAAGCAAGUCUUCAGAGAGAACUUCAACGAGCUCGACAAGAAACCAGAGAAGCUCAUGCGGCGAGGGAACAAUAUCAGGAAGAAAUGUCAGAUCUUGCAGAGACAGUGGAAAUGGCUACGUUAGAUAAGGAAAUGGCGGAAGAAAAGGCCGAAACCCUUCAAAUCGAAUUAGAGCAGCUCAAGGAAAAGUUGGAAGAACAAACUUUGGAUCUGGAAAUAUUACGCACAGAAAUGUCCGAACGGGCAGCCGGUGGCGGAUCAGGUACGGGAGUUUCUAGCUACGAGGUGAAGCAAUUGGAACAGCAGAACAAUAGGCUGCGUGAAACGUUGGUGAAAAUGCGUGAUUUGUCGGCACAUGAAAAGCACGAAUUCCAGAAACUGCAAAAAGAUAUGGAUCAGAAGAAGUCUGAGAUUUUGGAAUUAGGUCGCACAAAGGAGAAGCUAUCAGCGCGGGUCGAAGAGAUGGAACAUCAGAUAGCGGAUCUACAAGAACAAGUCGACGCGGCAUUAGGAGCCGAAGAGAUGGUCGAGAUGCUAGGCGAGAAGAAAAUGGCGUUGGAGGAGAAAGUGGUUGAGCUGGAAGAAGCUGUCGCGGAUCUAGAAGCUCUACAAGAUAUGUCUGAUCAACUGGCCGAAUCGUCUAAAGAAUUAGAGUUGGAGCUUCGUGAAGAAUUGGAUCUCGCUCUUGGAGCAACGCGUGACGCUCAACGGCACCGAGACGCUGCGCUGGAGACGCUCGCGGAUCGCGAAUUAACCAUCACAAAAUUCCGCGAACUCACGCAUCAAUUGCAAGAGCAAUGUUUGCAGUUGCAGCAACGAGUUCAGUCAACAGAAUCCAUCAAGACUAACGUUCGAGGUGCUGAUCAACAACUCGCGGAGAUAUUAGACUUCCAGAAAACAUUCGCCGAAACUCGAGCGCAAACCAAGGCGGUCGAUCUAGAGUUGCGUCGACUAGAUGCCGAUGAGGCGCGGCAUCACGUUCGCUAUUUGUUGUCUUUUAUGCCCCCGGCAUUUUUGGCCCGUGGUGGAGAUCACGACGCGAUAUUGACACUUUUAUUGAUCCCAAGAAUGACGCAGAAAACAGAAAUAUUGAUUUCGCAAGUUCGAGAGAAAUAUAGAUCUAUCGAGAAAAUAGAUAGGGCUUCGGUAGUGAGGGGUCAUUCGGUGGCGCAAUAUUCGUUCAGAUCUCAUUUAUGUUCGCAUAUGUACGCCUUACAAACGACUCUAAGCUGCUUCGAAUCGGCUUUGAACUCGUGCAACCCGGAAAUGUUACUUAAAGUGGGCGCGGCUUACCCGGAAAUGGCUGCGCAAGAAAAGUCCUUGGAUUCGUUAAUCGAAUUGGCGAAGAGAGAUCAGCUGGACGAGAAUUUACCGAUGGACGCGAUUGAAAAAUGUUGCACCUACUUUGCCACUAUGUUCUCCGUACUCUUUGGCGAAAGUACGACUAUCAAUCAAGCACGCCUAAUAGUCAAUGGCACGAGAACAUUGAGCAACACGUGCGACGCCAUCGCCACUGACGCUACGGCAAUCAAAGCACUAAUACAAGGAGAGGGUGGUGAUAUAGGUCUGCUUUGUCAACACGUCGAAACGACAUGCGAGGUAAUCCAGCAACACUUAAAGUCGGCUAGAAGACGAGUACCGCGGGAUCAGACUGGUCCAGCGUUUUCUGUAGGCGCCAAUUUAGGAUUAGAUAAAGAUUGCAGUGAGCAAUUUUCGACAUGUUAUCAGCAUGGCGUGAAAAUAAUAAAGACUCUUCAGUAUCUAUUGAAAAGUGCUCUGCAAGCUAUUACCGAAAACGGUGAUUUGGACACAGGACUCGCUGCUGACAGAUUGAAGGAGAUGGCCGCGACAUCCAGCGAAAAGGUAUACGAUACGGAAGAUUUGGGACCUGUGGCCACUAUCAAAGCUAGCUUGACGGUAAUACAGCAAUUGGCGGCAAAUCUUGCGCAAAAAAUGGCCGAAUGUGAAAACGAACUGGCCAUAAGUGGACAAACACAGAGUCAGCAACAAUCUAAGGACAAUGAGCAAAUAAUGCCAAUUGUAUCUAGAGCGCAUGCAGUGAGGAAAGAGUCGGAAGAAACGAAAAUACUCAGCAGAAAACUCGAAGCAAGGGAUAGUGACAUACGUGAAGCGAGAUUAGCUUUGCGAGAGAAACAAGAGGAAUUAUCCGAGAUGACGCUACGGAAGGAAUUGGCGGAGAAACGUUUCGCGACACAACAACACGAACACGAGAUGAACGUCGAAAAGUUGAAGAGAAAAUUAGAAGAGGCGCAAAAUCAAUUGAAACGCAAGGAAAAAGAAUUCGAAGAGACAAUGGAUCAUCUUCAAACUGACAUCGACAGCUUGGAAACGGAGAAAGGGCAAUUGAAGGAGAAAUUAAAGUCAAUUGGCAAGAAAACGAUAUCGGUAUCUGGUGGAGCUGAUAGCAUGACAGGAAACACCUCGAUAACGAGCGCUUUAGACAAUAAAUAUUAUGUACAAGAGAUACAUGCUCUAAAGGAAGCCUUGAAUAAUGAACACCAGCAGAAAAAGAAGAUACUGUGCGAUGUUUUGCGUCAAAAGUUAGAUAAUUUAGAGCCAUUGCCGUCACCAACAAAUUUGAAAUCUCUGGAUUCAACAAUUCAAGAAUUGCGACAGAAGACUACCAGUCUCGUUAAGGAUGUCGAGAAAACUCUAGUUUACCCGACAGUUCCCGAUCUGCGGCGUAAAGUACCCGAGAUGUCUUAUCAUUACUUAUUGGAACGGCGAAGAAGCAUCAUGCAGUUAAAGGCACGAGCUGACGAGUUAACUGCCCAAGUACGUCGCGAGGCUAUUAAACGUACACCGGGUGGAAGAGCAGAAGCCAAUUUCGCCGUGUAUCCGAAUCGUGAAAUGGCAGCGGCAAUGCAGGAACGCAAAUUACUCGCCGCCGAAAUAAAGAUCCCUUACAAUGGCCCGGAAAAAUCUUUCUCUGUCAAUGUAGGACCGGAAGAACUUAGGAGAAUUCACACUCUACUGUACUAUUAA
Molecule: messenger RNA, 4193 nt
Organism: Camponotus floridanus (Florida carpenter ant)
Lineage: Eukaryota; Metazoa; Arthropoda; Insecta; Hymenoptera; Formicidae
Gene: DCTN1-p150
Product: dynactin subunit 1
Exons: 21
Coding region: 288-4193 (1301 amino acids)
Biological process (GO): nuclear migration; establishment of mitotic spindle orientation
Cellular component (GO): axon; kinetochore; microtubule associated complex
Source: RefSeq, a predicted model, not a curated record